Aspergillus uvarum CBS 121591 is the source of this 858-nucleotide messenger RNA. RefSeq lists its product as uncharacterized. Lineage: Eukaryota; Fungi; Ascomycota; Eurotiomycetes; Eurotiales; Aspergillaceae. The transcript has a single exon. The coding region runs from base 353 to 760 and encodes 135 amino acids. The record is from RefSeq and is a predicted model, not a curated record.
UCAGUGAGUAGGUAGGUCGGGACAAAGAGAUCUAAACCAGAGACUCGUGGCUAGGGACAUUCAAACUAUAACCAGAAAUCCUCCCAUCAACCUUCCAAUAGAGAACGCAAAGGUAUACAAAUUCAUGUCUCAUAUGCAGCAUCGACAAACGAGCAACAACAAGAACAAUCCGAGCUCAGAAAAAUACUUCCCUUAUAAUCAAGCCAAUGAGAUUUAGCCCAACCCGCAACCAACCACGAGGUCUUCCACUCAUGAUCCAAGAAAUAGGUAUUACACGAACGACCAAACUAUAGUCCACAAGGAAUCAGCACUUCCACUACUCCCUUUAUUCAUUACACUUCUUCACUCAAAUAUGUCCACUCACCUUCUGACAAUCUCUCAGUUAAACCCCCUCCGUCCCCGCAUGAGCCUGCACCGGAUAGAACACCGGCUCGGGUCUCUUCAUCGUCAAGUCGUCGGCGGUCGCCUGGUGGUAGUACGGCGACUGCCCGUACUGCGCCGCCACCGCCUGCUGCGUCUGAUACUGCACGUAUUGCUGCUGUUGCUGGAACUGCUGCGCGCGGAUCUCAUCCUCCUUCUUCUCGCGCUUGCGGUCCCGCCGGUACUUGAUGAGGAAGUAGAUGACGCACCCGACGAAGAUGCAGAAGAGGAUGGGGAUGAUGAUGACCUUGCCGAUGAUCUUGGCAACACCCAUGAUGUGGAUACGUCCCGGAGACUAUCUCGGGUUGGUCGAGUGAAAGGCUCUGGAGGAUGUUUAUAAGGAUCUAGUGAUCGAUAUGCCUGGAAUGCAGUAGCUCAGAGAUGUGCUUGUGUUCAGAAUUGGAGAAGAAUGCUCUCUCGGUCGGGGACUGUGGUUAU